Halteromyces radiatus is the source of this 2756-nucleotide messenger RNA. RefSeq lists its product as uncharacterized. NCBI's taxonomy places the organism in Eukaryota, Fungi, Mucoromycota, Mucoromycetes, Mucorales, Cunninghamellaceae. The annotation marks the transcript as partial. The record is from RefSeq and is a predicted model, not a curated record. The transcript is spliced from 5 exons.
CUCUUAUCUUUAUAUCUAUCAUGGCACGUACCGUACAAAAUUUCAUCAGAAAUAAAAAACUACAAAAACAACAAAAAUUACUGCAACAAGAGCAAGAUGCUGAUACAGACGAUGAACAACCAGCGAACAAGCGACAGAAAAAAGCUAUUUCUAAACAGACUACCAAACGACGCCAGUCUAAGGACGAAAAGAAAGAAAAGCAAACUGCCAACCAAGGUCGAAAAGAAGCUCUUCAACUAGAAAACCCAAAUCGCAAACCGUGUCCCACAUGUAUCGCUGCUGGGCGUCAUGAAUUGGCAAAAACUCAUUCACGCUCCUCAAGUAAUUUAUGUCCUGAUCAGAAAAAACGACAAAAGGUCAAGAACGAAGAACUUUCUGGUGCUCCUCUCCGAACUCACACGAUCAAACAUGGCCUGUAUGGUUUACUCCUAGAUAUGACCGAUGACGAAAAGACUCAGUUUGUUCAAGGUGUGGAAACUGUUGUGGACUUCAAUCGCCAACUUGUGAUCAAGGGUCAUCUCUUUUUAUUAUAUUUCUUCACAUAUCGUCUUGAUGCCGGGUUACCUUUGCUCUCAUGUUUCUUUCAACAAGCUUUCUUCUAUGGUAUCUUCCAGUUACUACUAGGUGGCAAAUUCACCAAUCAGUCGACUUUCGAUGCUGCAACACGUGAUAAUAUCAAUUUUGUGUUUCGUCGAUUUAUCCAGCAAUUUCCUCUGGCACGAUGUGAAAAGGUGUCUUCCCCUAUUGGUCGAUCUCCAAUUGCUUUCAGUGGUAUUCUAUCCUCAACAGCGCAAACCUAUUCAACUCAUCUCCUUUCUCAUGUUGUCGAAAAUUUUGAUGGAUUCUAUAUAGCAUAUUUACAAGGCCGCCUUCGACGCAUGAUUCCUGAACUGGCACAAAAUCAUGCUAUGCGGUUUGCUCACUUUGUUUACCAAUCCACCGUCAAUGAUGACAAGUUCCCUCCAGUUUGGCCAGAAAUUGAAUACGAUUCAGCUAUUGACGACAAGCUCAAUGAAUCACUGUUGACCAUCAUGGAUGAAGCAAGUACCGAAUGGAACAAUAUACAUGAAUUGAUUACUACGGAAGAAGCUCGACGUCGAAGUGUACAAGCAUCUCGUGGCUCGUCUAUAGCUAGCUCAUCGACAGACCCACUCCCGGAGUCAAUGGACAUCCCGUCUCCAGCCUCAAGUGUAGGAAGUAUAGGUAUGACACAACUGGACCUUGAAGCACCAGAUCCUGUACAUUCAGCGAAAUCUAUUACGACUGCAACAAUCUCCUCCUACCCAGAAUUUUUCUUACCUGUCAUGUUUGAUAUCUUACGCAAGAUGGAACAAUGGAAUCAAAUAGACUCUGAACUACCGGCCAUACCUCAGAAUGAAGCAAAACGCACGUGGACAUAUCAUCUUUUAUCUGGAUUGCCUGAAUGGACACGAUUAAACCAUCGCCGCCGCUCAUCGUUGACUCGCGCUAUUACAAAUAUUAUCAAUGAAGGUGUACGAUUUAUUCCACAGAAAUUACCUGCUGGCUUCAGCGAUGAAUCUAUUAUGCAUAUACAAAACGCCAUUACUACAGCACAAACAGAGAUUCGCGAAGGAAGAUUUGCACCACCAGUAUAUCUGACAAAGCAGCAAGCAAGACUAUUCACUAUCAUACCCAUUCCAAGACUCACACGCAAAUAUAUACACAUCGAUCAUCAAUCUCUUGGAACAAUACUAAAACAUUUUGGUCUAGGACGUUUGGCUAGUCCAUCUUCUACACCGAUCCCACCAAACCAGCCUCACCCGAAUUUUAAUAUGUUUGACUUGCGGAAGCUUAAAAGACAUGGAAUUUUCGAAAACAGUUUUACGACAGAUGGCUAUGCAACCUCCUUUCCCUUCAAAAAAAUAGUGAAUCAAGACCGAUUGCCUUCUCUUUCGAUUGACGAUAUUACCAGUGAAGAUAUGCAAGAAUGCAAGGUAUGGGGGGUAGACCCUGGGGUUACUGAAGUCUUCGUGGCUGUCGACAAUAGCGAUCCUUCCGAACGACACCAGGUACGAAAGUUUUCCUCAGCAGAGUAUUACAUGAAAGCUGGAUAUAAGAAAACGAACAACACUAUUUGUGAAACGAAACAAUCUCAAAAUAUCGAUCGACUUGAAUCUUCAUUACCGUCGCCCAAAACAAGCAGUAUGGAUGGUAUACAAUUGUAUAUUGAACGAUUACUUGAUGUUUUACCCCAAUUGGUCCAAUUCUAUGGCACUGAAAUACAACGGCUGCGAUUCCUCAAUUACAUCGGGAAACAAAAGGUACAAGACGAAAGGAUAAAUAUCUUCGUUAAUGGCGGCAAGAAAUACAAUCCGGAUCCUGAUCAUCAUCCAAGUGAAGCAGUUGUCAUGGCUCGAACUAGAACAGAUGGAACGACACGAAGAAAAAGAAGACGUCCACCACCGCCAUCCUCUUUUGACGAUCAACUACCACCAUCCUCAUCUGAUGAUCAGCUGCAGGCUCCAUCUACAGCAAAGGAACCAAAAUUGAACAAGUGGAAAAAGCUUCCUUUCAGCCAAACACCAAGCAAUAUAACCACUGUCGUAUGUGUAGGGGAUGGAUCAUUUGGAAGACGCAUGUUCAGAGGGAAAAUACAUGGUCUAGCAAAUAUUUUUCGGAAGCUUCUUCGCAAGGCAGAACAACAAGGAAGAUUGAUAGUGGCUAACAUCGAUGAAUAUCUCACUAGUCAAGUUUGCAGCAAUUGUGGUACUAAGUCCUUGGAAAACAUAAAAGUU